This is a messenger RNA of Leguminivora glycinivorella, 2786 nucleotides long. Its product is annotated as monocarboxylate transporter 9-like. Gene Ontology annotation, biological process: monocarboxylic acid transport; transmembrane transport. Bases 212 to 1864 code for a protein of 550 amino acids. NCBI's taxonomy places the organism in Eukaryota, Metazoa, Arthropoda, Insecta, Lepidoptera, Tortricidae. Gene Ontology annotation, molecular function: monocarboxylic acid transmembrane transporter activity. The record is from RefSeq and is a predicted model, not a curated record. The transcript has 8 exons.
CGCUCCUGACGUGCCACAAACAAAUAAACCCAUUAUAUUGAUAAACAUAUACAAUGUUAUUGCUGUGAACGUUCUGUUUUCUCUGGGAAUACCGAAAGCCUAAUAAAAUCUAAAGCCUUAAAGCAAAUACUGAUUGUGUUGGAUCCCCCGCCGCGUUAUAUAUAGGAGUUUGAGUGAGGUGAAUUCAUUUGGUGCUGAGUGUAGAGUGAAGAUGAGUGGGAAGAAGUGUAGUGUGAGCAGUAGUUGCAGCAGCAGUGGGGAGGAGAAGUAUGAGAUGGUGCCACCGGAGGGGGGGUGGGGGUAUCUUGUGUGCAUCGGCCUGUCGGUUAUUUUUAUCGCCGGGACGGCCCACCAGCCCGUGUUCGGGUUCAUCUACAACGAGUUCUUGAAUGACGUCGGCGCGGGCACAGGCGCGGUCACAGUGGUCUAUGGAGUCUUCCAAGUCACGUUAGCUAUUGCAGGCUUUUCAGCAAACAUCGCUCUAAAGCGGCUAUCAUUAAGACAAGUGGGCCUCAUCGGAGCGUUUAUAUACACGCUGGCGUCCUUCCUGGCCAUUUUCGUCACGUCAACGACGCAAUUAAUCAUAACUAACGGGUUUCUCCAAGGCUUAGGGAUGGGUCUUCUCAUCCCUAUUUCAUACACUAGCUUCAACAGCUACUUCACGAAGAAGAAGGUGCUAUACCUAAGCCUUUGUAAGGCUUCAAUAGGCAUGAUCACUAUGGUGUAUCCGCUGUUCAUCAAGUUUACUAUAACGGAGUUCGGGUUCAGGGGGACACUGGCUGUAUUAUGCGCUAUUUCGGCGCACAGUAUAUUUGGGGCUGUUGUGAUGCAUCCGGUCGAGUGGCAUAUGGUGAAACAGAUGAAGCCGUGCGAGAAAAUAGUUCUGAUCCCUCCAACUCCCGCCGUCGAAAAUUCCCAAUUCGAAUUCACCAAAGACGGCAACACGCUCUCACCGCUGCCAACAAACGCCGCAAAAUCCGUAGAAAACCUGUACAUCCAGGCUCAAAUGACCAGAAAAUCCUCCGAUUUCCUCUUCGUACCGAAGUUAACCGAGUCGAGGAGAUUAAGCAUUCCUGUGGUGCUAAUACCCGAGGACGGGAAGACAGACAGCAGGUUCAACUCGACGGAUAAUGUGUAUCUCGAGAACUUGUACAAAGCAGCUUCGGUGUCGAGUUUGGGAAAUUUCGGAGGUAUCGCGGCUGAACCUAUGCCGAUCAUCAAGAAUAAGGACGGGAAAUGGCAAACUGUAGCCGAGUUCCUAGACCUGACCCUGCUGAAGGACUGGAUAUUCGACAACAUCGCUUUCGGGAUGUCACUAGCUUUCUUUGCCGACCUUACCUUCUUCACUUUGGAGCCUCUGUUUUUGGACAAUAAUGGAUUGAGCCGGGGCGACAUAGCAACGAUAAUAGCGGUAGGCGGGGCUACAGACAUGUCAGCAAGGUUGCUACUUGGCGUCACUGGUCACUUCUUCACCAUGAACAGCCGGUACAUGUACUACGCCGGAGCACUCUUCACUGCGAUAUUCCGGAUAGUUCUCUCCCAAUGCACCACGUACCUGCCGCUCCUGAUCUUGACUGGCAUCCUUGGCUCCUUACGGUCUCUGCUGCACAUAGCGCAGCCUAUAGUCAUGGCUGAGCAUGUUCCUAUUGAGCGGUAUCCGUCGGCCUACGGACUGUAUAUGCUGAUCACUGGAGCCUUGAGUUUGAGCGUCGGGCCUUUGAUAGGUUUCGUCCGCGACUACACAGACAGUUACGAAAUCGCCUUCUACAUGCUCACAAUCUGCAACCUUUGCUGCGUGGUCCCUUGGACCAUUGAAGCCGUCAUCAGGUUCUCAAGCCGAAAAACUGCUCAUCUAGAGACGUGAACCUAAAUAAUGUGAAGGACACUUCAUGAGCAAAGACUGCGAUGUAUUAUAGUGUAGCUAGUAAAUACAAUUAUAGCUCGUGCGAUUGCUUGAUAUGGCAAUAGACAUGAAGUCUUAAGACCAGUGGUGUAAUCAGACAAAGAGACCUUUUGCCCAUGGCGACGCAUUAAGGCGGACCCUGCGAAUAGUCAUUGAAUGAACGCCUAAGAGCAGAGUAGAUGCGCAAUUGUUCAUGGCUGGAAUACAUAGAUCACGCUGCGCCGCUGCCAAAGACAGUAUGGUCUAGAUAUAUUUGCCUAGAAUGACCACUAGAUAAAAGUAGAAAAUCUCUGAGCUGCGCGGGUCUAUGAAAGUUGAUAUGACCACUGCGCAGAACGGUUUAAGCAAGACGAUAACUGGAGGAAUCCUGGGAGCAAGAAAAUGAGUGAUAAUUGUAGAACCACAUUGACGAUGACCGUGACUCUUGGCAGUUUUUUUUUAAAUUAUAAAUGGCCUUACUCUUGGCCACAGACUAGCCAAAGGCAAAGGCGUGGCCUAUGAUGGAGUGAGCUCACCUAGAAAAUGCCUGUUCACCCUAAAUUUGAAGGUUGCAGCGUUAUAUGAGCUCGGAAAUAUAGUAUAGUAAAAUUAUAGUCAAUUAAAUGAUUCAGGUAUUCAUGUUUAAAAGGAGCCCAGUAAACGUGGUUGCCAGUCUUUAUUUUGUUCGAUAGGUGUUAUUUUGUGCCAAAGUGUAGAUAAAACUUAACUUCAAAACAAGUUGUACUUGUCAAAAAUGCGAGCCGGAUGUUGCAUAGCAUGUCAUUUAAGUGACAAUAAAAUGUAAAUAUAUAUAAAUAUGGAAAUUCAAAAGAAGUGAAAUGAAAUGAAUGAAAUAAUUCACGACCAUCUUGAUAAGAGCCCGGCCCGCAAAAGAAAUGAUAAG